This is a messenger RNA of Marchantia polymorpha subsp. ruderalis, 2306 nucleotides long. The record is from the annotation of a GenBank genome assembly. NCBI's taxonomy places the organism in Eukaryota, Viridiplantae, Streptophyta, Marchantiopsida, Marchantiales, Marchantiaceae.
GACCUCCGUCGCAUUCCUCCUCAGGGCUUUGCCUUCUCGAUUUCCCUUCGAUCCACUACUAUUGUAACGGGGGUGUGUAUCUCUCCGUGUAUGUAGCGGCCAGAGGCCAGGGGCUGGAAAUAUUCGUUCUAAGUGUGGUAUGAAGUACUCGUACGAUUGUUGAUGAAAUUGGCAGAGCUUCUUCAGUUUCUCAGACGGAGGUAAUUUUGUGAGGAGUUCUGGGAGGAGGAGGAGGAGGAAGUCGAAGAAUGCAGUACAGGUGACGACGGUGGAGACGGAGGUGGUCGUGGGUGUGCGGAAGAAUUUCAAUUCGUGAAUCGAGGGAAAUCGAUAGAAGUUGAAGAGUUUGUGUAAUUUGCAGGCAUGGCGGGGAAUUUCUUGUUGGCGCUGCUCGCGCUCGGGUUGGCGGGUGUGUGUGCUGCUGCUGCUGAUGAGUACUCGGGUUUGGGCUACAGUCCAUCCGAUCUCGAAUCGGAGGAGAGCAUGAGAAAUCUGUUCGAUACGUGGUCUGCGUCUCACGGCUUUGUCAGAGGCAGUUUUGGAGAGAAGGAGAUGAGAUUUCAAAUUUUCAAGGAGAACUUGAACUUUAUUCACUCCCAUAACUGGAAUGCUAUGAAGGAGGGUGGAUACUUGCUUGGAGUGAACAAGUUUGCUGACAUGACUCACGACGAAUUCAAGGGCAGAUAUGUCGGUUCGAAGUUUGACAGGAAGAGAGCCCCGAAAUCGACUUUCAAGUACGCUCACGUAACCGGUUUGCCUGAUUCCAUCGAUUGGCGUCAAAAGGGAGCAGUCACGGGAGUCAAGGACCAGGGUUCUUGUGGGAGCUGUUGGGCCUUUUCGACAAUCGGAUCUGUCGAAGGUAUCAACCAGAUUGUCACUGGAGGGCUGGUCUCACUCUCCGAGCAGGAAUUGGUUGACUGUGAUACCAAGUACAAUCAGGGUUGUAAUGGGGGUUUGAUGGAUUAUGCUUUUGAAUUUAUUAUUGGCAAUGGUGGUAUCGACUCUGAAGAUGAUUAUCCGUACAAGGGAGUUGAUGGGAAGUGCAGCAAGGACAAGCUCAACUCCCAUGUCGUGACUAUUGACGACUACGAAGAUGUACCUGAAAAUAGUGAGGACGACUUGAAGAAAGCUGUUGCCAACCAGCCCGUAUCAGUUGCAAUUGAAGCAGGAGGUCGGGAGUUCCAGUUCUAUUCAACUGGUGUCUUCACCGGUCUCUGUGGUACUGACCUCGAUCACGGAGUGCUUGCUGUCGGUUACGGAACUGAGAAUGGAAAGGAUUACUGGAUUAUAAAGAACUCGUGGGCUUCAUCUUGGGGUGAGGCUGGCUACAUCCGUAUGGAACGGGGCAUCGCUGCAGUCACUGGGAAGUGUGGAAUUGCUAUGGAACCCUCGUAUGCGAUCAAGAAGGGACCGAACCCACCAGCCACCCCACCCCCACCACCAUCGCCUGUGCAGCCUGAGAUUCAGUGUGACAAUUUCUACUCUUGCCCCGAGAGCAAUACUUGCUGCUGCGUGUUCAACUUGGGUAAGCGAUGCUUCUCAUGGGGAUGUUGUCCCUUGGAAUCUGCCACUUGCUGCAACGACCAUCAGCAUUGCUGCCCAUCUGACAGGCCCGUGUGCAACACUAAGAUGGGGCUCUGCCUGCAGCACAAAAAUGAUGUGUUUGGAAGCCCGAUGCUGAAGCGGACCCCAGCCAAGUUUAACUGGAAUGCAUUCCGAGAACGUAUUGGUCGCAAGGGAUCGGACGAGGCCACCUCCUACCACGCCUCGCAGUAGAAUACCUACUGUAUCUUCUGUCAUCAGUAGGUAAAGCACCUACUCCGUUGGGUAGAGAAUAGAGGCCAACAAGUGCACGUGUAUGUAACCAGUAUUGCUCUCGCCUCGAGCUCAUACGUGAACAAGGUAGUGCUCUAGGUGCUAAAGUUUAUCUUCAAAGGCGAAAAGCCUAUAUAGAUUUCGGUUUCCGGUGUUGUAAAUGCUUUUGAUAAAUUGAUCAAAGUCGCAGUACAUGGGGUCGAUAGUUGUGAAAAAUGAAGUGUCAAUUUGUCGACAAGGUGGAGAUUCGGAGCUCGGGCCAGUUGACAGGAAAGGACGUAGAUGAGGGGAAGAAAUAGAAAAGACAAAUAUUAUCUGCCGGGGUAUCUUUUACCAUACCCCUGUGCACAUAGUUUGUUAACCAUUAGCUCUUGUGCACUAGUUUAUGUUUGUACAGAUCAGCCAAUCAGAACAUUCUUUGUGUAUUACCUGUAAAAGCGAAUUUCAGCCCUUCAAAUGAAGAAAAGGCCGAACAGCCUCAAAUUUCUCAU